GCGUUAAAACAAACAAACAAAGUAUUAGUAUAGAUUUUAUAGUCGCAUUGUAUAGUCAAUACUACUAGGUCCAUUCAUCAUUAAAUACAUCAGUCUGGACUCUAUGAGGUUGGAUUAUUAAAUAGUUUUAAAUUAGCCGAAAUUUCUGCAAUGAUACCAUUCUGUAAACAUGUAAAGUUAACUCUAAUAAUACAUAUGUAUUAUUUUUUCUUGAAAUACAUAUUGAUGUCAGUAGUAGGAUAUAAGUACUAACUUUAUCGUUGUGGUGACCUAAUGAGUGUUACGAACUGGUAAAAGGUUGUCGGAGAGAAUCCGGUGAGUACUACGGUGAAGGAGACUGAAAUACAUGCAUUUCAUUUCUUGUCUUAUAAUAGCAUCCGGCGCCGGUAAUCUAACUGCGUUCCAAAUCAUGGUCUCGAAGGAACUUAUGAUUGCUUUACUAUUUCACAUAAAACGACUAGAUUUGACAUGAUAACCAAACUGGGGUUAUACCACACAGUGGAAGCCGGUUGUGCGCGCGCGCAUUCGAGCGGCGAUCUGACGCGCGGACGUACGCCUCGCCAACAAACGUGAAAGUUACUAUCACGAAACACAACAUUUACUCAAAAACUUCUACCAACCUAAAAUGUACUCUGCUGUGACCGAAAUAAGUUUCAAUUUACAGUGUGGACGGAAGCAACAUUAAAAAGUGCAAUACUCCAAAGUUAGUGAUAUUUCCGAGUUGUGGACAGUGCCGAGGAAAACUGUUUAUCCUCGAAGAAGACAUUGGACCGAUGCCAUAACUUAUCAUACCCACAACAUUAUAUAACAACACAGAAAUACAAACUGGGCAAGCAAAGCGAUAUAAACAAAAAGAAAAUUAUAUUAAGAAUAAUUUAAAUAUUAACGCACAAAAAAGUAGUCAGAACUGAAACUACUCCAAGACUGAAAUUGAAUUGCAAGUGAAAGUGAUGUAUCGUCGUGAUGUGGAUCCAGAUGAAGAGGUAUUUGCGGUCGCUGUUGAGCCUGAAGUGGUUGGUGCUGAUGUCGCUGUGCGCGGCGCGCAUGGUGCCGCAGCCCUCAGCCCCGCUGCUGCUGAGCGGCGGGCUGGUGCGCGGACACAUCGCGGAGGAUGGCUCGCACGUGCGGUACCUGGCUAUACCCUACGCCACCGUCACACACAGGUUCCAGGCUGCUAAACCUGAUCCAAAGUGGGAAGGUGUCUACGAUGCUAUCGAUGAGCAUGUGAGGUGCAAGCAGAGAUUCACAAGCAAUAAAAUAUCAGGCGUCGAGGACUGUCUCACCGCUAACGUGUACACUCCACUCCCGCAGAGUGACAGCCUCCUACCAGUGAUGGUGUUCAUACAUGGAGGGGGCUUCAGAGACGGCUCCGGAUCACCAUUCAUCUACGGACCGAGACACUUAAUCAAACAUGGUGUUAUUCUAGUCACAUUUAAUUAUAGACUAGAAGUUUUAGGAUUCUUGUGCUUAGGUAUCAAAGAAGCGCCUGGAAACAUAGGUUUAAAAGACCAAGUCCAAGCAUUAAAAUGGGUGAAGAAGAAUAUUAAGGGAUUGGGAGGAGAUCCGGACAAUGUGACUAUUUUUGGUGAAAGUGCGGGAUCUUCGGCAGUUGCUUAUCACCUGCUGUCGCCGAUGUCGCAAGGAUUGUUCAACAAGGCUAUUCUGCAGAGCGGCUCGGCUCUCUCCCCGUGGGCCUUACAGUUUGAACCCGUCAAAACUGCGAGACUUCUUGCAGCACAAAUGGGUUAUAAAGUUGAAGAUCCCCAAGAAAUAUACAACAUUUUCAAAAGAUCGAAGGCCGAAGAUUUGUUGAAACAUCGGGUUCCUAGAGAAAAAGGGGACAUAGUUUUAUCCGAAAACAUUUUUGUACCGUGCAUUGAAAAAAGUAUAGCCGGAGUGGAAACCUUCUUGCCAGAUAAUCCUUAUACUUUGUUGUCUGAGGGUAAAUACAAUAAAGUUCCUGUUAUUAUAGGUUAUAAUAACCGUGAAGGUUACUAUUUCGCUGGUAAAGAAAAUGAUACUACUCUAUUCAAUAUUGAUUUCAAAAAAGCUUUACCAAGAGACCUGUUGUUCCCAACAGAAAAGGAAAAAAUGACCGCUGCAAAAACAUUUAAUGAACUAUAUAUGAAGGGAGAGAAAAUAAGUAGAGAACCAUCAGCUCUAUUAAAGAUGGCCCAUUAUCAAGGAGACGCCGGUAUAAAAUACUCAGUAUUAGCUACAAUAGACCUCUUUCUCAAAAGUCUCGAUAAACCUAUUUAUGCUUACGAGUUCAGUUACGGUGGCUUCCUGAAUUUCGCCAAAAAGAUGUUCGGGUUCAGGAAGUACCCGGGGGCCACGCACGCGGACGAACUCUUCUACAUGUUCAGCAUGCCCGCGCAGCUCAAUGUGGAAAGAGAUAUGAUAGAGAAGAUGACGAGUUAUUGGACUAACUUUGCUAAAUAUGGUAACCCAACGCCUGAUUCUUCGAACUUGCCAAAAUGGGAGCCAGCAGCGGUGCAGGACCCUCGGCUGAUGGUCAUAGACAAGGAGUGUGUCAUGGCGCCCGUCUGGGGGGACGAGUAUAUGGGAGUCUGGAAUUAUACCUACUCCAAAUACAGAAGAAUACAUUAAUAAACAAAAAAAUACGGAAACUGGGUUUAGAAAAUCGUUCCUUGAUUUCAGGGACAUUUGAGAUUAUGCUCUAUUCAAAAUGAAUAUUGCUGAAAAGUUGUUGCCAAAUCUUUAGGAAGUAAACUUUUAUAUGUAUCAAACUGACUACUAUAAGAUAUAGCCAAUUGUAGUAUUUAUUUAUAUUGAUAGUUAAUAGGUAAACUGAAUUAUUUUACAUGAACUGAAUUUUUGUACUAAGAAGUCUCUGAGAGUAAUAUAAAUAAUUCAGUUUCAUUACACGAUCACGUGGAACAUGUACUUCACAGGUCUAGCCAAAACUAUAUUCAUGUAAAUACAUAGCCUUAAGUUGCCUUGCAUAUUUAAUAUAUUGUUUAUAUACUCAUAAUAUAUCAAAAUUCAAAACAAAAUA
Trichoplusia ni (cabbage looper) is the source of this 3019-nucleotide messenger RNA. Its product is annotated as juvenile hormone esterase-like. NCBI's taxonomy places the organism in Eukaryota, Metazoa, Arthropoda, Insecta, Lepidoptera, Noctuidae. Bases 964 to 2610 code for a protein of 548 amino acids. The transcript is spliced from 4 exons. The record is from RefSeq and is a predicted model, not a curated record.